Molecule: messenger RNA, 3742 nt
Organism: Bufo gargarizans (Asiatic toad)
Lineage: Eukaryota; Metazoa; Chordata; Amphibia; Anura; Bufonidae
Gene: HNRNPU
Product: heterogeneous nuclear ribonucleoprotein U
Exons: 15
Coding region: 182-2455 (757 amino acids)
Biological process (GO): positive regulation of transcription by RNA polymerase II; regulation of alternative mRNA splicing, via spliceosome; regulation of chromatin organization
Cellular component (GO): catalytic step 2 spliceosome; inactive sex chromosome; nuclear chromosome
Molecular function (GO): RNA polymerase II cis-regulatory region sequence-specific DNA binding; poly(G) binding; snRNA binding
Source: RefSeq, a predicted model, not a curated record
UGGCGCUCCCCACACUGGAAGGUUCAUUCUUUUCUCAUCCUCCCUCAGAGGGCAGCGCGCUCCGUCCUUGUUUUCUCCGCCAUUUUGAAGGAGUCGCGACGCAGGGAGAAGGAGCAGUCUACCCCAGCACCGUUAAUUGGCCUGCGCAGUCACAGCACAACAAUCUAUCGCCGCCGCGAAUAUGAGCUCCCCGGUGAACGUGAAAAAGCUGAAGGUGUCGGAACUGAAGGAGGAGCUGAAGAAGAGGCGGCUGAGCGAUAAGGGUCUGAAGGCCGACCUCAUGGAGAGGCUGCAGGCCGCACUGGACGAGGAGAGCACCUCCGGCGGCGGUGUGGUCGGGGCAGUGUCUGGAGAAGGGAUGGACGCUGGGGAGGAAGCGGAGCAGGGCACAGGAGAGGACGAGGAAGAAGAGGAGGACGAGGAAGGCAUGGAGGUCGGCGGAGAGAAUGGAGGCGAGGCGGCCCACGGCGAGGAAGCUGAAGCCGCGGGCGCCAGCCAGGAAGACGAGAAUGGAGACGACCAGGGCUUCCAGGAGGGGGAGGAGGAGGAAGACGAGGAGGAUGAGGGCAUCCCCGUAGGCCUAGAAGAGGAGGAGGAGGAUGACGAUGAUGAGCAGGGCGAGGAGGCGGCGAAGGAGGAGGAAGGAGCGGCGCCUAGCGGCCCGCAGCCUCUCAUGGCCAUCAAGUGCGAGGAGGCGGGAGCGUCCGCCCGGGGCGACGGGAAAGAUCAAAAGGAUAAAAAACGUGGUGUGAAAAGACCACGAGAGGAUCAUGGUCGGGGCUACUUUGAGUAUAUUGAAGAAAAUAAGUACAGCAGGUCCAAGUCCCCACAACCACCAGUUGAAGAGGAAGAUGAACAACUGGAUGAAACCAACGUUCUUCUUGACACUUAUAACUGUGAUCUUCACUUCAAAAUCUCCCGGGAUCGGUUAAGCGCCACUUCCCUCACUAUGGAGAGUUUCGCUUUCCUGUGGGCUGGUGGCAGAGCCUCAUAUGGUGUCACAAAAGACAAAGUUUGUUUUGAGAUGAAGGUGACGGAAAAGGUGCCUGUGAAGCAUUUGUACUCUAAAGACAUUGAUGUGCAUGAAGUACGUGUUGGAUGGUCCUUAAGCUCCUGUGGAUUCAUGCUGGGUGAAGAUGAAAACUCUUAUGGCUAUUCACUAAAAGGAUCCAAGUCUUACAAUGGCGUUGCUGAGGAGUAUGGCGAGAAAUAUGAUGAGAAUGAUGUAAUCACCUGUAUGGCGAAUUUUGAAGGUGAUGAAAUCGAGCUUUCUUAUGCAAAAAAUGGCCAGGACCUCGGAGUGGCUUUUAAAGUUGACAAAGACGCACUAUCUGAGCAACCCCUUUUCCCACAUGUCCUUUGUCACAAUUGUGCUGUGGAGUUUAACUUCGGCCAGCAAGCUGAACCAUUCUUUCCAAUUCCUGAAGGAUUUAAAUUCAUUCAGAAUGUCUUGCUUGAAGAUCGUGUGAGAGGACCAUUAGGGCCAGAAGAAAAGAAGGACUGCGAGGUUAUCAUGAUGAUUGGUUUGCCAGGAGCUGGGAAAACCACUUGGGUCAAUCAGCAGGUUUCUGAGAAUCCCGGGAAAUAUAAUGUCCUUGGAACAAACAAUAUUAUGGAAAGAAUGAUGGUUGGUAAUAAAAAGAUGACUGACGCUGUAAAACUGAAUGCAUUGCUCCAGAGGGCCCCACAAUGCCUUAGCAAGUUCAUUGAAAUUGCUGCUCGGAAGAAGAGACACUUCAUUCUAGAUCAAACAAACGUAUCCGCUGCUGCUCAGAGGAGAAAAAUGUGCUUGUUUGCUGGAUUUAAGCGUAAGGCUGUUGUUGUGUGUCCAAGUGAUGAGGUUUAUAAAGAGAGAACACAAAAGAAAGCAGAGGUUGAAGGAAAGGAUCUUCCUGAACAUGCGGUGCUUAAAAUGAAGGGGAACUUUACACUACCGGAAGCCAGCGAGUGCUUUGAUGAAAUUGUUUAUGUGGAACUGCAAAAAGAAGAGGCCGAGAAACUUGUAGAGCAGUAUAAAGAGGAGAGCAAGAAAUCUCUUCCUCCUGAGAAGAAACAAAACAUUGGCGCAAAAAAACCCAACAAGAACAAAAACAAGUCCAGAGGUGGACAUGGGCACGGUGGGCAUAGAGGCCGUGGAGGUGGAGGCUUCAAUAUGCGUGGAGGAAACUUCCGCGGUGGAGCUCCUGUGAAUCGUGGAGGAUUUAACAGGAGGGGUAACAUGCCACAGCGAGGUGGUGGUGGUGGAGGAGCAGUUGGUUAUCCAUAUCCUCGUGCGCCAGCCUAUCAUAACAGGGGUGGUUACAAUAACCGUGGGAACUUUGGUCGUGGUGGUGGAGGUGCUUCAAUGCCCAGUCGUGGAAACUACAAUCAGAACUUUAGAGGAAGGGGAAACAACCGUGGCUUCAAAAACCAUUCUCAGAGUUACAACCAGUGGCAGCCGCAGCAGCAGGGCUAGCUUGGCUUGUACCGUGUAACAACGUACUUGUUUGAACAGCACAAGUGACGGGUCUUCCAAUAAACGUGGGUUUUGUAAAGGUAAAGGUGAUGUUGCUGAAGACACAGUAAUCGUAGUACCUAGUCCUGAGCAGUGGUGAUGGUACACAUACUGCACAAGGGUAAUUGUGUCACAUGGGUAUUUCUUUGGUUCUCCUACACAUCUCAUAAUAUCAACUCCAAGAGUGUUCACUUUGCCUAUAUUAAAGUAUAUUCCCCUAUGGGUAUGGAUGUCAUCUGACAGUUUUUCUGAGGUGCCAGCACUAGCUUGGCUUACAUUGUACUAAUUGUUAGGAAGAUCAACUGGGAAGUAAGUAGAUGACUGCCUUCAUUUCCCUCUCCGCCCUGAUAUUCAAAGGCGGUAUCUUACGUUUUGCAGAAAUGUCUAGUAAUUUGGUGCUCUGGGCAUAUAUGGCACUACGUGAAAAUAGGUGAUCUGCCACACGUCCAUGCCAUAGGUGAUCCACCAUGUUUCAUACUUUGAAAAGACUUGAAUGCAUAUAUUUCUCUUCUCUCUCUCUCCCCCCCCCCCCCCCCUCGGUUCCACAAACGGUAUAAAAAUGCCAGUUCUUGGCAUAUUGCAUACAGAGUGAAUGUCUACAAUGUGACCAUGAACAGACAUUACCACUGUGUCCCUCAUUCCUGUGUCAUUACCAGAAGCCCUGUAUCUUCCCCCCAUAAAUAGCACUGCUAUUAUCUGGACCCUAUUGCCUACAGGUGGCAUGUGACUAGUGCCUGGUUUUAGUUAAUACCUGUUGGUUUUUGGGUCACAUCUCAGAAUAUGCUGUUGCAUAUGUACAUGAAACCCACUUUUUCUGGUCAUGUGAUUUGUAUUUUGCAUAUUUCACUAGGUUCUCCCUCUGCAGGCUACAUAAUAUGUUCCCCCUGAGCUAUUGGUGGAAUACUGCCUGUCAUCUUGUCUCCCAUACACUGCACACAAACUAGAGGAUAUACUGUUCAGACAAGCAGCAGCAUGGAAUACAUUAUGGAGAAAUGCUAAGAAAUGUAGAUCUGAAUCCGGUAGCUGUGAGAGCACAACAGUAUUAGCUGCAGCAACAUGUGUGUGUCUCUCUGUUGCCCUGCUCCUUCUCUCUCCAUAUAUCUCAAUGCGCUUCUAUGAAUGGUUUAGGACAGUGAUGGCGAACCUUUUACAGACAGAGUGCCCAAACUGCAAUCCAAAACCACCUUAUUUAUCGCAAAGUGCCAACAUGGCAAUUUAACCUGACUACUAAUACAGUAUAUCUUCCAA